Molecule: messenger RNA, 1266 nt
Organism: Closterium sp. Naga37s-1
Lineage: Eukaryota; Viridiplantae; Streptophyta; Zygnematophyceae; Desmidiales; Closteriaceae
Source: the annotation of a GenBank genome assembly
AUGCCCUCACCCUCAUCUCUGCCCUCCCAUGCCCUCACCCUCCUCUCUUCCCUCCCAUGCCUUCACCCCCCUCUCUUCCCUCUCAUGCCCUCGCCCUACUCUCUGUCCUCCCAUGCCCUCACUCUCCUAUCUGCCCUCCCGAACCGUCACCCUCCUCUUUUCCCUCCCAUGCCGUCACACUCCUCUCUGCCCUCCCAUGCCCUCACCCUCCUCUCUGCCCUCCCAUGCCCUCACCCUCCUCUCUGUCCUCCCAUGCCGUCACCCUCCUCUCUGUCCUCCCAUGCCCUCACCCUCCUAUCUGCCCUCCCGAACCGUGUCCCUCCUCUCUUCCCUCCCAUGCCGUCACCCUCCUCUAUGCCCUCCCAUGCCCUCACCCUCCUCUCUGCCCUCCCAUGCCCUCACCCUCCUCUCUUCCCUCUCAUGCCCUCGCCCUCCUCUCUUCCCUCUCAUGCCCUCACCCUCGUCUCUGCCCUCCCAUGCCCUCACCCUCCUCUCUGUCCUCCCAUGCCGUCACCCUCCUCUCUUCCCUCUUAUGCCCUCACCCUCCUCUUUGACCUCCCAUGCCCUCACCCUCCUCUCUGCCAUCCCAUGCUCCCACCCUCCUGCUCUGCCCUCCCAUACACUCACCCUCCUCUAAACCCUCAUCAACCUCCCUGGUCUAAGCCCUUCCCCCUCUCUAUUCACUCGCCCCUCCACCCUCCUCCUCCCCCUCGCUCCCCCCUCUCCGCCCGACCCCCUUCUUUCCCCCAUUACACCUUCCCCCUCCUCUCCUCCCCCAGCGCCCUCCCCGCACUCUCCGGCGCGGCCAAGCUGACCAUCAUUGGCAAUUGUACCUCCGCCAAGUGCAUCAUCAGCGGGGGUGGCGCCUUCCCCAUAUUCACCUCCCCCUCGUCCGGCCCCACAGGGGGAGAGUUGACUCUGGUCAACCUCAACUUCCAGCGGGCGGCAGGAGGCGUCUUUUUCAACGUGCGGGCGGCGAUCAACGCGAGUCAAUGCGGAUUCGUCGGAAGCACGGCUCCUAGCGUUGGCGGAGGGGUGCUCAGUGACUCCUUCCCUGAAGCAGCAACCCCUACCAACCGCUUCUUCUCGUACUGCACCUUCUACAACAACACAGCACCCACUGGGGAGGGAGGUGCAAUCAACAUCAACGAGGGGAACCCCGAGGGCAGCGGGCCUAAUGUGACGUUCGUGUACUGUGUCUUUCAAAACAACACGGCAACUGUUGGGAAGGGUGGUGCCAUUAGCAUUAACUUGGGGGAUCCCUAA